Molecule: messenger RNA, 2385 nt
Organism: Sparassis crispa
Lineage: Eukaryota; Fungi; Basidiomycota; Agaricomycetes; Polyporales; Sparassidaceae
Product: 2-isopropylmalate synthase
Exons: 5
Coding region: 1-2385 (794 amino acids)
Biological process (GO): L-leucine biosynthetic process
Cellular component (GO): mitochondrion
Molecular function (GO): 2-isopropylmalate synthase activity
Source: RefSeq, a predicted model, not a curated record
AUGCUCGCCGAUCCCUCAAAAAAAUACAAACCGUACACCCCCCUCAACCUUACUGACCGCCAAUGGCCCUCUAAAGUCGUCAAGAAGCCGCCGAUCUGGCUGUCGACUGACCUGCGCGAUGGCAACCAGGCCCUCGCUAACCCGAUGACCAUCCCGCAGAAGACGCUUUUCUUCCACACUCUCCUCAAAUGUGGCUUCAAGGAAAUCGAGGUUGCAUACCCAGCCGCGAGCGACACCGACUUCAACUUUGUGCGCGGCCUCAUCGAGGAGGGUCAGGUGCCGGACGAUGUGUGGUUGCAGGUCCUGACUCCCGCACGCGAAGACCUCAUCAAGCGUACCGUCGAAGCGGUCGCCGGCGUCAAGCGCGCCAUCAUCCACAUGUACAAUGCAACAUCGUGCACCUUCCGCGAGGUAGUCUUCCGCAACUCUAAGGAGGAGACAGUCGCGCUCGCUGUGAAACAUGCCAAGAUCGUCCGGCAGCUAACAGAGGAGUGCACGGCGAAGCAUGGCACACUCUUCCGGUUCGAGUACAGCCCAGAGAUGUUCACGCAGACUGAGCCAGAGUUCGCUUUGGAAAUCUGCGAGGCUGUAAAGGCUGCGUGGGGCAGAGCGGGAACGGCGCCGAUGGAUCGGAUCAUCUUCAACCUGCCCGCGACUGUCGAGAUUGCUCCACCAAAUCACUAUGCUGACCAGAUCGAAAACUUUUGUCGUAAUAUCUCUGAACGGGAGAAAAUCAUUGUCAGUCUGCAUCCGCAUAACGAUCGCGGCCAAGGCAUUGCUGCUGCAGAGCUGGGUCUGCUUGCAGGUGCCGACCGCAUCGAAGGCUGCCUGUUCGGCAAUGGCGAGCGGACGGGUAACGUCGAUCUCGUCAACCUCGCGCUGAACCAAUACACUCAGGGCAUCAAUCCCGGUGUCGACUUCAGUGAUAUCCAGGCAGUGAUUGAUAUUGUAACACAAUGCAAUGACUUGCCCGUACACCCUCGCCAUCCGUACGCUGGAGAGCUUGUCUUCACCGCUUUCUCGGGCUCACACCAGGACGCCGUCAAGAAGGGCUUUGAGGCGCAGCGGAUACGACACGCGAAGGCUGCUGCCACUGGCGAGCCUCAAUACUGGGACAUGCCUUACCUACCGAUCGACCCUGCGGACCUGGGUUGCAACUACGAGGCAGUCAUCCGUGUCAACGCCCAGUCUGGCAAGGGCGGCAUCGCAUAUCUCGUCCAACAGCACUUGCAGCUGGACAUGCCCCGAAAAAUGCAGAUCUCGUUCUACCAGAUCAUCCAGGAGAUUGCGGACCGCGAGGCGCGCGAGAUGACCGUGGAGGACAUUACGGAGGCCUUCCGCACCACGUACCACUAUGGCGGAUCGAAGUACGAGGGCCGGCUGGUGCUAAAGUCUUUCCGAAUCUCCGCAGAGCCCUCUGCGGACCUCGUGACCAGCGACGAGGCUGCCGAUGAGCGACGCCAGUUCGACGGCACUAUCAGCGUCGACGGCGUCCUGCGUGUCAUCCGGGGAGACGGGAACGGGCCCUUAUCCGCGCUGCUCGAUGCACUCCGUACGCACCUCGAGAUCGACUACUCGAUCCGCGAGUACACGGAGCACGCGGUAACGCAGAGCCAGAACGCCAAGGCUGCCUCGUACGUCGAGCUCGUCCCGUCCGCGCCGGACGUCAAGGGUACCCGUCGCUCCGCCGAGUCGUGGUGGGGCGUCGGUGUCGACUCGGACAUCGCAGGCUCCGGCUUACGUGCGGUACUGAGCGCGGUGAACGCCGUGAUCGGCACGCGCGAACUGCCCGAGCUCAGGCUGAGCGUCGGGUACAGUGCCAAGUCCGGGCAGGCUGACAUUGCGUCCGUGGUCCUCAACUCGCUGCACCUCGAGCUCCCGCGUCGCCUGCAGGCAUCGUUCUUCGAGGUCGUGCAGCGCGCGGCGCGCGAGUCCGGCGGGGAGAUCUCGUACUCGGACCUCAUCGCGCUCUUCCGCGAGACGUACGGGUACGAGGUGCCCGACCGCGAGGGUCGCUUCGUCAUGAAUAGCUUCCACAUGGACAACCUCCUCGAGAGCGGUCGCAAGGAGCUCACGGGCGAGUUCGUCAUCAACGGCGAGCUCCGCCAGGUCUCCGGCCAGGGCAACGGCGCCUUAUCCGCGGCCCUGGAUGCACUGAACCAGCACCUCUAUGGGAAGGUCGGUAUCCGCGAGUACUCGGAGCACUCGAUUGGUGAGGGCACGGAGGUGAAGGCAGCAUCAUACGUCGAGCUUGCGUAUGAGGCGGACGGAGGUGCAGUGAGGUUCAACGCCUGGGGCGUUGCAACAGACACGGAUAUCGCUGCAUCAGGCUUGAAGGCUUUGUUGUGUGCGGCAGGCAGGAUUGACCUCAUGACGCGUCGAUAG